Leptinotarsa decemlineata (Colorado potato beetle) is the source of this 2311-nucleotide messenger RNA. Its product is annotated as Inwardly rectifying potassium channel 1. Gene Ontology annotation, biological process: potassium ion import across plasma membrane; regulation of monoatomic ion transmembrane transport. The record is from RefSeq and is a predicted model, not a curated record. NCBI's taxonomy places the organism in Eukaryota, Metazoa, Arthropoda, Insecta, Coleoptera, Chrysomelidae. Gene Ontology annotation, molecular function: inward rectifier potassium channel activity. Gene Ontology annotation, cellular component: plasma membrane.
CCAAGCAAAAUACAUUCCGCGAUUAUUUCAACUGACACAUCACGGCGGAACACAUCGCGAGUGAGUCGCCGACCGCGUAGCCGGGGUACCAUAUUAAAAGUACCGCAACACAGUGCCUUUACUUUCAUCAUGUUCUGUUUUGUUCUGUUGGAAAUGACUCACUUUCACACUUUUCUCAACAAAAAAGAGUUAUAGUGUUAAAAGUGGUACGGUUUCGAAUUCUUUGAUUGGAUUAAAUGAAGAUAUACGAUACAAAACCCAUCAACAAGGUUCCUACAAAAUAAGUGCUGUGAUAUACAACUAGAACGAAUUUAUCUGUGAUUUAAUAAUAAUUUAUACAUCUUAUUCAUCAUCAUUAACAUGAACCAAAUGAAACAAUGACAAAUAAUAGCCAAGACAUUCUAGAAGACGUGCGUGUGGAAAAUGGCCGUCAUCCAGAGCAGUUUGAAAGAUUAUUAGGAAACAGAUGCCAGACAGCACCUACGCUACCUGCGCUGCUUCCUGCUUCACAAAUAUGCGGGAAGAAGUUAGAAACUAGAAGAAGGUCGGACAAUAGCCUCCUGGGUUCGUUCAGCAGGCUGAAGAACUCCAUCGGUUAUGGAUCCAAAGAUGUAACGAAUCAAAUUAAUAGGAUCUCUAGAUUUAGGCAAUCCCGUUUCAACGCUAGACGGUUGAGGAAGAGAGUGGUUUUCAAACAUGGAGACUGUAACGUUGUGCAAGGACAUGUGGCGAAGCGACGUAGAAAAUAUUUACAAGAUAUAUUCACGACAUUGGUGGAUGCCCAAUGGCGCUGGACGCUGUUGGUGUUUGCAAUGAACUUCCUGUUAUCUUGGUUAAUAUUCGCUACAGUCUGGUGGCUUAUUGUAUUUACUCACGGAGAUCUCAUUGAGGAACAUUUGAAUGAAACUGUUUCUUGGACGCCUUGCGUGACAAAUAUUCGCAGUUUCACAUCAGCGUUCCUCUACAGUAUCGAGACCCAACACACAAUCGGUUACGGAGGAAGAGUUAUCACAGAAGAAUGUCCAGAAGCAAUUUUUGUUAUGUGCAUACAAAGCAUAGCUGGAGUGAUGAUUCAGGCAUUUAUGGUUGGCGUUGUCUUUGCAAAAUUAUCCAGACCGAAGAAACGGACCCAAACUCUUUUGUUUUCGAGGAACGCGGUAAUAAACCAUCGUGAUGGCGUUCCUUGUCUCAUGUUCAGGGUGGGCGACAUGAGAAAGAGUCACAUCAUCGAGGCCCACGUCAGGGCCCAACUGAUUAAGCAUAAAGUUACCAAAGAAGGAGAACACCUUCCGUUUUUUCAAACAGAACUGAAGGUAAGAGAUAAAGUUGGAGGAGACGGAGAAGAGGACAAGAUCUUUUUCAUUUGGCCAACAACAAUCGUUCACAAAAUUGACAGUAAAUCUCCGUUAUAUAAUAUGUCAGCCAACAACCUUUUGAGAGAACGUUUCGAGAUCGUUGUUAUUUUGGAGGGCGUAAUAGAAUCGACUGGUAUGACAACACAAGCUCGUUCCAGUUACCUGCCAUCGGAAAUACUGUGGGGUCAUAGAUUCCAGUCCAUUGUUUCCUUCAAAAAAGAAUCCGGAGAAUACGAGGUUGAUUAUGCGCAAUUCAACAAUACAGUAGAGGUAGAUACACCUCUCUGUAGUGCCAAAGAGCUAGAUGAACGUCGGGCUAUGUAUAGCAAUGAAGGCUUAGAAGAAAAACCUAGAUUCUUGACAAUUGGUCAGUGUCGCAUGGGAGGGAUCUUCCCGUCCAAUCGCACCCAUUCCACUGAUAGUCUCUGCAGUAUGGAUUCCUUAUCGAUUGAUGACGGUCAUAUUGAGAUGAAGAUAUCGAGUCCCAUUCCCGUUAUGGUUACCGCGCCAGAAGAACAGAAACCGUUAACAAAUGGCACCUUGAAGAAUAAAUCGAAUUUAUUGCCGGUAUGAUGAAAUGGUGCUUUUAGUGCAAUUUUUUCAGGAAGAGAAAUCAAUGAGAAAUACUGUCAUCCCUGGAAUUCUUCCGAAAAGUUUUACAUACGCUUAAAAAUUGUGAAUAAUGGCGAUAUUGCUGGUCGAUAUCAUUUGUCAAUUGUAAUUAUUGGUAGUCACAAUGUUUACUUGAAAGUUUUCAGAAGCUCUGUGCUCAUAUUCAUUAUUUUUGAUGUAAAUAUUAGUGCAUAUCAUAAUAUCGUUAUAAGUCAGUUGAAAGUUUUUUCUGGUGGAUUGUGGGUGUCUUCAACAAUAUGCUUGUUUUUCUUUCACUGCUAUUCCGCAUUUAGGAACAUAUUUUUUGUUGAUAACAUUUUUUAUUUGAAUUUUAAACAAUAUCU